AACAACAAGAAACAUGUCGGGUGGGCUUACGGCAUUUUUCACCUAGAAAACGCUAUAAAAAACGUUUGUUCCUUUCAAUGUCAAAAGUUUAAAUAUGUUAUUGUGAUAAUGGCGGAAGCUUCUCUUAAUUUUGAGCCUCUUACAACGCUUGAAACCCUGGUGUUAGACAAAACAGGUGCGCAAACUGACGAAUAUCAGCAGGAUAAUGGAGUGUAUGAAAAUGCAAAUGAAACAACUCCGUCAAACGAAGCUAAAACCACUUCUGAAUUUUCCCAGGACGGUAUGCCUGAAGAUCACGAGCGAGAUAAUGGAUUUCCUAAUAGCAGUUUAGAUGAAAAUGAUUUCCACUUGCCUCUUUCUGAUGCUGAUACCAGCAUGAACGAUCUUCCGUUUCCCGAUACAUCAGACGAUCCCAUUGCUGCGAGAAAUGAAAUGGAUGAAAACCAUCAACUUGAAGAUGCAUCUGAAGAAACAGAAGAAUUUUCACUAAGACUUAGAGAUGAUUCAGAGCUUGAAGACAGAGGAGAUGAAGAAAUAGAUGAAAAUAAUGUCAGAGAUGAUUCAAAUGACGAAAAAUUCAUGAACACUCUUCCUGAAGAAUGCAAUGAGAGUGAAGUUUUGGAAAAUGAUCUUCAAAAUAAUCUAGAACUUCAAUAUGAUGAUACAAAUUUGAAUGUAGGUAACAAUGUUGAAUCAGAGCUGAAAGACUCUGAUUCUGAAACUGCCAACUUGACAAUUGAUGACCACACUGAUGGUGUUUUACAAAAAUGUACCCUAGAAAACAAUAAUAAAACAUUUGGUCAGUCUAAUAGCAUUAUUACUAGUCUUGAAACAAUAAAUGAUAGUUCAAAUUUAUUGUUUGCUACUUCAAAUUUAGAAUCAACUGAGCCUGAGAUGGCCAAUCUGGAUUCAAAUAUUUCACCGAAGCAAAGUUUCCCAGUAGAAGAAAAUGUUUACAAUCAUUCAGAAUCCAGUUCCAAUCAUCUGGAUGACAAUCUUGGUAUGGAUAUUAUUGAAAAUAUUGAUGAUGCUCUGAAGAUUGAACAUAGUGCAGGCAAGGAAGAAAAUCUUAAUAGUGAAACAUUUUCCAUUUCAAAUGGCUAUGAUGAAAUGAAUCAUGAAGUUGUUGAUGGACCUUAUGUGUCCAGAGUUGACAAAUGCGGUUCUAGAGAUGAAUCUUCUGAGCAGCAUGAAUCACCACCUACAAAUGCUGAUAUUGAUAACUCAAUGCCUCAUGAUGCAACUGAUAGCCUAAUAUUGCCAAGUGAAGUUCCAUCUCAACUAAAUAUUGAAGAAGCAAGCACAAUGGAUGAAGCUAUGGAGACAGAUUUUCAAGUUUCAGCAUCUGGUCAAACUGUCGAAGAUGAGCAUGAGAGCAACACUGCUAGUGAAAGUCCACCCCUACCUGCACCUUCAUCAGGAGCUGCCCCUGCUGCGGUUACUCCACCAAUUGUUCCUACUUCAUCAUCAAAUGGAUCGGAGUAUCCUGAAGGAACUAUCAAUGGUGAUUGCAGCAGUGGUGAGAGUAGCAAUGGUGAAGGCAAAGUUACAGUUGGACAAGGGGAUGUGGGAGUCUCGGAGUUCAACUGGGAGGUUGUGAAGUGCGUUUACUGCAAUGCACUUGUUCUCGAUCAAGAGCCAAAGCUACUUCCUUGCCUGCACUCAGCUUGCAACAAGUGUGUUGGCCAUGAAGCCAUGCAGCCUGCAAUGAAAGAUGAUGACAUUUUACCAAUGGAUCCUCUGCUGCACUGCCCUGUGUGCAAGAAAGGCUUCACCCAGGAGAACAUAAUUGACAACAUGUUCAUCUGUGAGGCUGUUCCCGUCACUGGAGCAUCGUCAGCUCAGGUCUACACAUGCACCUCUUGCUCCGAUGAGGCCCCGGGCAGCCUCUUCUGCAUUGACUGCGCUGAGUGGCUCUGUGAUGCCUGCCUACAGGCCCACAAGCGAGUGAAGGUAACCAAGGACCACAGUUUAAGGAGCAAAGAAGAGGUGGAGGAGGCUGAUAAUGUUGGAAAACUUGUGACAAAAUCAAUUAACUGCACAGCUCAUCCAAAGGAGAAGCUGCACCUCUACUGCACCACCUGCGAGCAGCUCACAUGCCGCGACUGCCAGCUCAUGGAGCACCGUGAGCACAGGUACAAGUUUGCGGAGGAAAUGGCCGGACAAACUAGAGACAAAUUAAGGAAGCAUUUGCGGGAUAUUCAAGUGAAGAGAAGCUACAUAGAAAGUGCUAAAGAGUUGGUCGGCAAACGGCGCCGUCAAAUCAACAAGAAGGAAGAAAGCGUCAGGACAGAUAUCAACAGACUUGUAGAAACGUUUGUGGAAAUUAUUCGUAACCGGGGCAAUGCUCUCAUCAUGAUGCUGUCGGAGGUGUGCAACAGCAAGCAGGAGCAGCUGGACAAGAAACAAGAAGUCCUGCAGCAUCUUGGCGGCCAGGCUGACCAUUGCACACAGGUCCUCAAUACUGUGCUUGACACCAGCAGCGACACUGCGUUGCUCUACAGCAAAAAGCUCCUGAUGGAACAAGUACUGAAAGUUGAUAAAGAUUCUCCUGAUCGACAUCUUUUUGAUCGCUUCCGCGCCAAGCUCAACUCGAGCGAUGAAAUUUCUCUGCGCAUCUCCAGCGAAUCUCGUGGACUGGGGAAAGCUCUGAAGGAUGUUGGCUACUUGUUGGUGGACAAUAAGAUUUAUCCUCCAAGUUCCAGCAGCGACUCGUCAGCCACUUCCAGCUCCUCUACAACCACGGUUACGACGUCGACCUCAUCCAGUACCUCCACCACGUCCACCACGUCUGCUUCCUCCACCGCCUCGUGUUCAGCCUCCACUAAUUCAUCAGCUGCUGGCGAUUCUUCUGUAGCUGCCAACAACAACGGCAGCUCUGUGUCCUCCUGCCUCAAUGCAAGCAGCAACAAUACCGGACAAAUGAUGAACAACGCCAAUAAUAUUUCAGUAAACAAUAACCUGAGCUCCUGUAUGAACAGCGGCAAAAACGGUGUUGCGGGCACAGGUGUUCUAAGUAGUUGUGCGGGCAACAUUACGGCCAGUUUGCUUCCCUCAUGUAGCAAGACAAGCGCCUUGUCAUGCCAACAGUCUACUGUAGACCCCACUUGUUCCUCCAUGCCCAUCAACCAGCAACUUAUUCAACAGCAGCAGCAGCAUGGCAUGCACAGCGGCUUGCAAGCACCGAUCGCAGGACCGACUAUGAUGUACAACCCUCCUCAGCCUCCUGCCCUCACUCCCAUGCAUUCACACGUGCAGCAGCAACAGCAGCAGCAUCUCAUGCAGGGAGUCGUUGGCUCUGGACCUCCUGCCAUGCAUUCAAAGUACGCAAAUUACGGACACGGCGCUAGCAAUCCUCCUGGCCUGGUGCGGAUCCAGCCAAAGCCUGGGGCAGGGAUGCCCCCAUCGGGCGGUCUGGGAACGUCACACCCCCAUCAGCAGCAGCAACAACAGCAGCACAGCACUCCCCCGCCGUACCAUCGCAUGCCUCCUCACUUGCCUGCUCCGAAUCGUGCGUCCUCCGAUGUUGCCCCUUCAGUCUCGUCGUCCACUCAUCCCAUCGGUUUAGAUUCAAGCCACCUCAGAGGACUGCUGGCGCCUGGAGGCUCCUACAAGUCCAACUACAACUCCCACCUUGCCCGCAUGCAGCAACUGCAGCAGCAGCAUCAACAGCAACACCAACAGCAGCAUCAUAUGCAACAACAACAGCAGCAGCAUCAACAUCACCAGCAACAACACCAUCAGCAGCAGCAGCAGCAACAACAGCAGCAGCGACGAUUAAAUGCUGCUGCUUACAGCGCCUGCAACCAGGCAGCGGCGGCGGCAGCGGCGGUGAUGGCCGCCGCAAGCGCCUCCAUGACCCCCGCCAUGGCCGCCGCCGCCGCAGCUGGGGCUGCACCAGCGCCCCCCAACUUGAGCCUGAUGGCGGGGCAGCUUCCAGGAGCGUCAGGCAUCAGCAUCACUCCCCUGCCGCCCCCACAACAGCAGCCCAAAGUUACCGCCUUGGUGGGCAGUGUUGGCAUUCUCAGGAACUCUCUAACUAAGGACUGCUCGGGAUAUCCUCAGCAGCUGAGACCUCAACAAGCGUCACCUCACAGCAGCAGCACUACGCACGGUCCUGCAGUUCCACAUCAACAACAACCUCAGCAACAACUGCAACAACAACAGCAGCAGCAACAGUAUGGCGUUAACGUCAAGAAAGAGCGCAGCAGUCCCUCCCCUUCGUCGUGGCACACGCCCCACGCGCCUGACGUGAAGCCCAUGGUCUCCAUAUCAUCGCAAGCAUUCGACAACUCCUUCAAGAUUAUGCUCACCUCGAACAAGACGGCCCCGCUCGUCCCCAGCGCCCCGACCAGUCAGCCUGGGGCGGGGGGAGUCUCUUCCUCAUCGGCACAGUCCAACCUGCCUUCUCUCACUAAACUCUUCAGACAAAUCCUGCCUAAAGUGCCCGCCGACCUCAAAGACUCCAGCGCCAGCGAAGGCAAGAGCGGCGGCGAGAGCUCUUCGAACGCCUUCCCUUCCUUCAGCAGCCUCACCGAGGGCGGCUCAGCCUCGACAUCGACUUCUAAGAGCAGGACGACGCCGGACAGUAACGCGGCUGACAGCUCAUGUAGUCCUUCAGCCAUCUUCGGGGACAAGAGCAGCGCUAGUUCUGUUGACAGCGCUCCUUCACUAGCAGGCCCUCAGGAGCCUGCACCUCCAGGCACAGUCGCCGUCAAAGCCUCGCCCAUUACCAGCCCUAACGCCGACCCUGCCAAACUCUUCGCUAGGAGACGUUCAG
Hyalella azteca is the source of this 4780-nucleotide messenger RNA. RefSeq names its product E3 ubiquitin-protein ligase TRIM33. Gene Ontology annotation, biological process: positive regulation of DNA-templated transcription. The record is from RefSeq and is a predicted model, not a curated record. Lineage: Eukaryota; Metazoa; Arthropoda; Malacostraca; Amphipoda; Hyalellidae. The annotation marks the transcript as partial. The transcript has 14 exons. Gene Ontology annotation, cellular component: nucleoplasm; chromatin. Gene Ontology annotation, molecular function: zinc ion binding; ubiquitin-protein transferase activity.